AACAAGAUUAGUCUAAACUAUAAAUGGGAAAACAAUUUAAGCCUCCCAACUUAUAGCAUAAAAAAAUGAUUAAAAUUCAAAGGCUGGCCUUAGAUCUCUCCUAUGCACAACUCAGCUUCUAAACCACAAAAUCUUCCUUGAGGUUUGGAAUAUAGCAUUGUUUAUUCAAUUUCACCAACUUUGGACCCUCUUCCUUUAAUAAUUUUCUAUCACCAACUUCUUCUAUUCUUGGCAUUUGAGGCCAACGUUGUCCCUUGUUUCUUCCGGCUCUCUUCAUCCCCCAAAAACAAAGAAAUCAUCAUAACCAAAGAAAAGAGGCAGCUCAUGCUAUCAAACAAUUGCAGCUGAAGCCUCUCCUGAUUGCUUAGCCACCAUUUCCAAAUUGUAGCGAUGCUAAUGGGCGCGCGCAUAGCUAGGCUUGUGCGCACACCAAAUCCAUCGUUAGUUCUUGCGCUUGUUUCUUUGUUAUCAUUGGUCGUUGUCUCAUUUGGUGAUACGGAUACUGAGAUCCUCUUAACCUUUAAGGACUCGUUAGCAAACCCUUCAGCUCUUAGCAAUUGGAAUGCUUCUAUUCAUCCAUGCAAGGGGGAUCGAGCAAAUUGGAUCGGUGUGCUUUGCCUAAAGAAUAAAAUAUGGGGCUUGCAACUAGAAAACAUGGGCCUAGCAGGGUUGGUGAAUAUUGAAAUUCUUGAUACAUUGCAUACAAUGCGCACUAUAAGCCUUAUGAACAAUAAUUUUGAGGGUACAAUGCCUGACAUAAGGAAACUGGGUGCGUUAAAGGCUUUGUAUUUGUCAAAUAAUCGUUUUACAGGGGAGAUUCCUGAUGAUGCAUUCCAAGGGAUGAGAUCCUUGAAGAGAUUAUUUUUGGCUAAUAAUGCUUUCACUGGAAAAAUUCCCUCGUCGCUAACCACCUUGCCUAAACUUAUAAUCUUGAGACUGGAGGGAAAUCAAUUUGGUGGCCGAAUACCUGAUUUUAACCCCAAGGUUGUGAAGGUGGUGAACUUGGCUAACAAUCAAUUCGAGGGUCCCAUCCCUGCAAGCUUAAGCAAAAUGGGUGCAAGCAUGUUCUCAGGAAAUAGAAAUCUCUGUGGGCCACCUCUCCAAGCAUGCCCUUUAACCAGUCCUCCACCUAGCCUCCCACCAAUCCCCUCAGCCAACCCCCAACUUGUUUCCCCUAAAAAUACAUCAUAUGGUUUGAAAGUUGCUUUGAUUGUGGUAUCAAUAGUGUUAAUACUCGUGAUCAUUGCAGCACUUAUUUUCAUUCUCUCCAUGAGGAAACAACAAUCUAAAGAAUUACAGGAAACAAAUCUUCAAGACUCAAACAAGGUGGCAGCUUACAAUGAAGGGGAAAAGAAGGUAUCAGAGAGUGGUGGAAUGAUGAAAAGGUCUGAAUUAAUAUUCUUGAAAGAUAAUAUCGAGAGGUUUGAUUUGCAAGAUCUAUUAAGAGCCUCAGCCGAGGUUCUUGGGAGUGGGAAUUUUGGAGCUUCAUACAAGGCCGUCAUAAUGAAUGGCGAAACAAUGGUGGUGAAGAGGUAUAAGCAAAUGAACAAUGUUGGGAGGGAAGAUUUUCAUGAGCACAUGAGAAGAUUAGGAAGGUUGAAUCAUCAAAAUUUGCUGCCUCCCGUGGCUUAUUACUAUAGGAAAGAGGAAAAGCUGUUGGUGUCCAAGUUCAUGGAGGAUGGUAGCUUGGCUAGUCAUCUUCAUGCCAACCAUACUCUAGAUAAACCUGGACUAGAUUGGAUGACCCGGUUGAAGAUCAUAAAGGGUGUAGCCAGGGGUUUGACUUAUCUCUACAAUGAACUUCCGAGCCUAAUUUUGCCCCAUGGUCAUUUGAAAUCUUCCAAUGUGCUUCUAGACGAGACCUUUGAGCCUCUAUUGUCUGAUUAUGCUUUAAGACCAGUGAUAAACCAGGAGCAGGCUCACCUGCUCAUGACUGCUUACAAAUCACCAGAGUAUGCUAUGAACGGCCGCAUAAGCAGGAAGACUGAUGUGUGGUGCCUAGGUAUACUUAUCUUGGAGGUCUUAACUGGUAAGAUUCCAGAGAACUAUCUAACCGCACGUUAUGAUAGUAAUACAAAUUUAGCGACUUGGGUCAAUGAGAUGGUUAAGGAGAAAAAGACCGGUGAAGUUUUUGACACAGAGAUGUCAGGAACAAAGAACAACAAAGGUGAAAUGAUAAAUCUUUUAAAGAUUGGACUAAGCUGUUGUGAAGAGGAUUUGGAGACAAGGCCGGAGUUGAAGGAAGUUGUGCAAGAGAUUGAACAGCUGAGAGAGGGAGAUGAUGAUGACGAUGAAGAAUUCUCUUCAACCAUAGGUGAAGUGAAUGCAAUUAUCUCUAGAGGAAACGUGAAGGAUGAAUCAUUUUUCUCCUUUAAUCGUUAAGCAGGACUACAAAUUAAGGGAGUUUAACGUGGAAAAAAUUUUAGAUGAAAUUGUU
Molecule: messenger RNA, 2437 nt
Organism: Durio zibethinus
Lineage: Eukaryota; Viridiplantae; Streptophyta; Magnoliopsida; Malvales; Malvaceae
Gene: PRK4
Product: Leucine-rich repeat protein kinase family protein
Biological process (GO): protein phosphorylation
Molecular function (GO): protein kinase activity; protein binding; ATP binding
Source: RefSeq, a predicted model, not a curated record